AUGGAUAUAUAUUUAGUAGUAGAUGGGUCAGGAUCUGUCAAAGCAGCAAGAUUCGAGCUGAUGAAACAAACUUUGGCCGAUAUUUUACCAGAUUUAAAUGUAUCACCAAGCGUGGUGAACUUGGGUUUGGUUGUGUACAGUGAAAAAGUUUACGAUGUUUUACCGCUGACUGGUGACGCCACUAAGCGGACUGCAGAGAUCUUGGCACUACCCUUUCCCGGAAGUUACACUUCAACUGAUCUCGGUAUCGCAGAAGCCACCGCCAUGUCCACAAGAUCUGGAAGAUCUGGUGUACCACAGAAGACCAUUGUUAUAACUGACGGAAUCUCUGGUGAACCGCAACAGACUGUAGCUCGAGCCACUGAUGCCAAAAACGCAGGGAUUGAUAUGUACUCGGUUGGUGUUGGUGGUAAUGCUAAUCCACAAGAACUGGACAAUAUUGCUUCAUCUGUAGACCAAGUUCAUCUUGCGGACACUUUUGACGUCUUGGGCGAUGUUUUGAGGGACAUAGUCAAAGGAAUUUGUAAUGGUGUUCCUGCCGUAGAUGUUUCAGAAAGAUUAGCAUUCUAA
Molecule: messenger RNA, 570 nt
Organism: Lottia gigantea (owl limpet)
Lineage: Eukaryota; Metazoa; Mollusca; Gastropoda; Lottiidae
Exons: 1
Coding region: 1-570 (189 amino acids)
Source: RefSeq, a predicted model, not a curated record